This is a messenger RNA of Tribolium castaneum (red flour beetle), 2081 nucleotides long. RefSeq lists its product as uncharacterized. The record is from RefSeq and is a predicted model, not a curated record. Bases 260 to 2002 code for a protein of 580 amino acids. The transcript is spliced from 6 exons. Lineage: Eukaryota; Metazoa; Arthropoda; Insecta; Coleoptera; Tenebrionidae.
AGAAGCAAUACGCGCUAUCAGUGUGACGUAGACAUUUGAGGUAGGUCAGCACCUUAAAGCUAAACAAUCGCCAUUUUCAAUGCUUUUCUUAUGGGCAUUUAAAAGUUUUUCGUAUUUCUUUAAUGCUAGAAGUGUAGGAACAUUACUUUUACAGAGAAAUGAUAGCUAUGAAAAAUGCAAUGUCGUUUCUUAAAGAUUUUAGCAACUGAGCUAAUAUUUCUUUUUUCUUAAUUUGGACAUCAUAUUGAUGUAAAUUAUUAUGUGGCCUUUUAAAACUGAGGGAAAAAUGGUUUGCCACACUAAUGACAUUGGAUUUCUUCUGAAUGACGAAUUCAUGGGGUGCAACCGGCGCAACCCCAAUAAACGGGUUGUUUUCUGUCCCCCUCCCCCAUCACGAGGGAUGAAUAGCAGGUAUACGAGGGUAGAGGGUUCAGGCACAUACAUGGUUGAAAGUAGUACGGGUUGUGAGUUCUGUGCUUCUUUCGUGAGUGUCUUUUGUUAUCGUGUUUUUUCCGAUCGUUCUCCAUAUCUUCGUGUUCUUGAAUUUUUAAAAUUCUGUUUUUCCAAGACAUUAUCUCAUUUUUGUGGUACAUCAUUAGUAGGUUUUUACAUCACAACUAUGGGAAUGUGUUGGGCUCCAGAUUGCAAACACUAUAGUACUCGCGAUAAAUGCCAUUUUUUUAGUUUUCCUAAGUCGGGAAAAGAACGAGCACUAUGGAAAAAAUUGUUGAGAAGAGAUGUAGAACCCGGACCAGGAGCCUACGUUUGCAGCUGCCAUUUUCGGGAUGGAAGAAAGGAAAAUGGUCCUGAAUUAUUUUUGCACAAUAUCGCAAAAAGAGCCUAUUUUCAAGUGGAAUCUCCAGAAAAAAAAAAGAUGAAAAAACAAGGACUCCCUUCUUGUUCUAGUUCCGCUGAAUCAUUAAGUGUUGAUAUACCGGAAGAAACAGUACCAUCGACAAUGAAUUUAGAGGAAGUGCCAUCGACGUCUACAGCCGUAGUUGCAGCACCAGCAGAUAUAAUUCAAGAUGCUCCGUUAGAAUCUAUGGGUGUGCAAGCACCCUUGGUGUCACAUGCGGCUCUUGAAGCAGAAAUGUAUUUUCUCAAAAAGGAAAAUGCUGAACUUAAAGCAAAAAUACAAUAUCUGACAGUACGAUUUUGCUAUGAAAAUGUUCAAGGAAAUGACAAACUCAUUGUUUUAUAUACCGGUCUUCCCAAUAGCCAGAUUUUCGAAGCAUUGUUUCACUUAAUCGAAAAGUUGGACAUAAAAUAUUACCACAAAUGGACAGUCCAAAAGUUAACUAGAAUUGACCAACUCUUUUUAACCCUAGUAAAAUUACGACUCAAUUUCCCUCAACUUGAUUUGGCGCAACGCUUUGGGGUUGCCCAAAGCACAGUUUCUAAUAUUAUUUUAACAUUUGUCCAUGUAAUAUAUGAAAUUUUAUAUAAACAGUUUAUGACGACAAUGCCUUCGCGCGAAAAAAAUAAAUCUUGCUUGCCAACAUGUUUUAGCAAUUUUACUAAUUGUAGAGCAGUUCUAGAUUGUACCGAAAUUUUCACUGUGGUAUCACGGCUAAUUGGAGUUGCACCCAAUGGUGUCAUCACAUUUGUAAGUGAUUUAUACGUGGGAUCAACUUCUGAUCAAAAAGUUGUUUUAAAUUGUGGAAUAAUCGACAUGUUAAAAACUGGAGAUAUGAUUUUAGCCGAUAAGGGAUUUUUGAUCCAAAAUAUUCUGCCACCAGGGGUCACUUUGAAUAUUCCACCUUUUUUAUCAAAUGUCCAAUUUACACCAGAGCAAGUUAAGUGUACCGAAAAUAUUGCACGUGCAAGAAUACACGUCGAAAGGGCAAUACGCCGAUUAAAAUGUUAUCAUAUUUUAAAUUUUUUGCCAGAGUCUUUGUGCCACUAUGGAGAUAUUGUUUUUAAAGCGACUGCCGCUUUAACAAACCUCCAAUUUCCAUUAAUUAAAGAGGUAGCAGAAUUGUUUCAGGAUUGUGAUGAUUAAAAUAAUGUAAAAUAAAAACCAUCUAUUUAUAUACAGUUUAUUAUUGUGAAAUAAAGGAAAUAUAUUGGUCAAGAUAAAA